AUGGCUGCUGUGAUGGGUCAUGGAGGCGACGGUGGUGACGAGCCACCACAUCCGUUCGGUGGGGGUUUUGGUGAUCACCAAAACGAUGUGGUGCUUCCGAAACGAAGAGGCAUGGCGGAUGUUGAUGUGAACGCUUUUCUUCAAAACCCGGCAUUUGUGACGGCCAUUGGAGACAUUAUUCGCUCGUUUAAAAACCAAGUCAACGAGGAAAACAACGAUGGGGAGGACGGUGGGGAAGACGGUGGGGAAGACGAAGACAACUAG
This is a messenger RNA of Lactuca saligna, 264 nucleotides long. Lineage: Eukaryota; Viridiplantae; Streptophyta; Magnoliopsida; Asterales; Asteraceae. The record is from the annotation of a GenBank genome assembly.